AUGAGUAAUAUGAUGUUUUUGUUUUUGUACUCGUGGCAGCUGCCCCCGCGGUUUUCAUUCGCCUCCCUGCAGCUGGAUGAGAGGGUUUCUCCGGUAGCCAUUGUCAAGGGUGAGCCUCCGACGCCCCCAGAAAUAGUUUUCCUCAAGAUUCCGGGUCAUGUCACUGAUGCGACAGCUCUGGUCUCUGAUUGGUCUCUUCAAAACAAGUUUACAGACCUCCACUUGCCGUUGAGUUCACAAUUUCAGCAGUAG
This is a messenger RNA of Mesocestoides corti, 252 nucleotides long. Lineage: Eukaryota; Metazoa; Platyhelminthes; Cestoda; Cyclophyllidea; Mesocestoididae. The record is from the annotation of a GenBank genome assembly.